Molecule: messenger RNA, 3278 nt
Organism: Triticum aestivum (bread wheat)
Lineage: Eukaryota; Viridiplantae; Streptophyta; Magnoliopsida; Poales; Poaceae
Product: DCN1-like protein 2
Exons: 10
Coding region: 269-1084 (271 amino acids)
Biological process (GO): protein neddylation
Cellular component (GO): ubiquitin ligase complex
Molecular function (GO): cullin family protein binding; ubiquitin-like protein binding; ubiquitin conjugating enzyme binding
Source: RefSeq, a predicted model, not a curated record
AAGUUCCGUUCCGAUAUAUAGAAAUCUAUUUUACGAAUUAUAAUUCGGCGAGCAGAUAACACCCACCCACCCCCUCCUCCUUACUUGACCUAGAACCUGGCCUCGGGCCGACGCCUCCUGCUCCCUCUCGCUGUCGCGUCUCCCGGCGACCUUCUCCGUCGACGCCCCGGCUAUAGGCUGCCGCCCAUCAUUUCCCGGCGACCAGAUCGACGGCAAUCCUAUCCUCCUUGAUCUCCCUCUCGGGCGUCGGGAGAUCUACGCGGGGACCAUGCAUAAGCUGGGGAGAGGAAGCCGCGACAAGGUGCAACAGUUCAUGGCCAUAACUGGUGCAAGCGAGAAGGUCGCCCUUCAGGCACUGAAAGCUAGUGAUUGGCACUUAGAAGGGUCUUUUGAUUAUUUCUACAGCCAGCCACAGAUUUCUGUGACCAAUUCUCGACAUCUUGAAGAUCUUUACAGCAGAUACAAAGAACGUGAUGCUGAUAUGAUCAUGGUGGAGGGCACAUCUCAACUUUGCAACGACCUGUUGGUGGACCCUCAGGAUGUUGUCAUGCUUGUCAUAUCAUGGCACAUGAAAGCUGCCACAAUGUGUGAAUUUACUCGCCAGGAAUUCAUUGAUGGUCUGCAGUCAAUUGGGGUUGAUUCAAUUGAGAAGCUCCGUGAGAAACUUCCAUCACUGCGAGCUGAGAUAAAGGACGAUAAUAAGUUCCGUGAGAUAUACAACUUUGCGUUUGCUUGGGCUAGGGAAAAGGUUAUCCUUGAGAGCAAACUAUUUGUUCCAAUAUUUUCAAUUGUCAUUGUCUUUAUUGGCACAUCUGUUUUUCAACCGGUGUUAUCUAUGAAACUUUCCUACAACAUUCCCUUGAUUUUACAGGGUCAGAAAUCCCUUCCACUGGAGACAGCUAUUGGAAUGUGGAGGUUGCUGUUUGCUGAAAGGCAUUGGCCCUUAAUUGAUCACUGGUGUCAGUUUCUACAGGUCAGGCAUAACAAAGCCAUCUCUAGGGACACAUGGUCUCAGCUGUUGGAAUUUGUCAAGGAAAUGGGUUGCAGGCAGGUUUCUAGGAGCAAGCAACCAAGAAUGUCUUGAUAGAAUACACCUUACGCUCAAGAAACUCUUUAAAUUUCUUUCCCCCAUUUUCCUGGGAUCUCCAUGUUUGUAGUUACCCUGCAAAUCACCUGCUUAGUUAAGCUUCUUCUACCAUUUCAUCUAGCCCCAACCUAUGUAGCAAAACAGUAUACAGGGCAGGCAGGACUGAUAUAUAGCAUGCCUUUCAGUUCAUAAGACAGGAAAAAAAGGUACGCCAGAGCCCACACAAUAUCAGUCUUCAUCCAAAUGCGUACUACACUCUCCGCUCACAUGAAAAUAAUGAACUUAAAUACAUCUACUUCUGCACGCCAAGUAACCUUGUGAACUAACAGUAAGUUCACAUUACUUUUUGGCAUUCAUCUCUUCUAAGCAGCACAAUGAACAAGGAAUACAUUUGGCAAUAAAAACUUUGCGUAAGAUUCUACUGUUAUUGAUGAUUAUCUAGGGUGGCAGUUCAGGUAGAGCAGGUACAUUUUGAUGCUUGUUUGAGGAAUCCUAGCAGCAUGCUAAAUGCCAUCUGAAGCUAUCAAUACACUACAUAUUUAUGGCUAUGCAGAUCAAAAUUGUAAGCACCACACACCCACUUCAGAACAGAACAAAUAUGGAAUAUCAAGUACUCAACUACGAUGCAUGUGCGAACAGUUCGGUAGCAAUUUCAAGCAAAAACAAGCACUCUUUGAACUUUGAACUAUCACACUGAAUUUCUAUCUGGUUCUGUAAUCUCAGUAGGCACUCUUACUCUAGGUAAAGGCAAAAAGGAAAAAAUAUUACUUCCACAGAGAACUUCAAUAUCCUGUGGUAAAUGCAAGAAACCCGCAAGAAACCCACAUAACGAGGAAAACUGCAUAAAGCCAAUUAGUUGGACUGGAUGUGGGUCAGCAAUAAACAAAAAGUUUCAAAGCUCGCAAUCAUCCUCCAAAUUCUAGAACAACAUUAACAUCACAGAAGUAAACUUGGGGAUCAAAUGAAUAAACAUAAAGCUAUAUUUACCUGAACAUGCGUAAAAUCAAAAGAAAGGCAGGCAUUGUUGUCCCUACUCUGCACAUAGACGCAGGAGAGCCCCUCCUGCUCCACACCGCCGACCUGGUCACAACCUCCAUUGCAUGAGCGCACACUAACACAUGAAGCGUAAGCAUCCGUUACAAAGAACAAGAAUUGGCAAGAGACAACUGGAUCAGAAAACAGCUAACCUCAGGACGAGUGAUGCAAGCUGGCCACGCAGUCGGAGCAAGCCGUUGGACGGCGAUGAAGGAGCCGGCGUUCGUGUCCAUAUCUAGCUUGCCCACGGCAACAUUUCUCUUACCUAUCGGCUUCCUCUACCUACGCUAUCCGCGCGCCAAUGCAGAUCCAUAUGUCGACCGAAGCUCCAAUUUCAGCGAAGGGAUUGUGUUGGCGGAUCCCAAGGAGUAUCCCUAUGGAAGGAAUUGGUUGAAGAUGCAGUAAAUUGCGGCCGCCCUGUUCUUCCUCGCCUCAAGCGGAACUUUGCCAUGGUAGAUUCGCCGCACAACUAUUGACAACGAAGACCUCGCUACCCUGCUCGUCCCUGUUCUGUCCGACCGGGCGCAUUUGUGGUGAGCUGUCGCUGCUCAUGUGCCUCUUCCCGAGCUCCCUUUCUUACCGGCGUAGUGUGGAGCCAGGGGUGACGACAGGGUUAGGACCACACCGCUCAUGAGGUCCACGGGGGAGAGAGAGGGGAGUUGGGAUCAAGGUGUGAAGCGAUGCGUGCGUGCCCUUUUCUCGGGCCUUGUUGCCGUUGGGCCUGCGAAAAAACGUAGGAAUGUUGCUCUGAACCGCUUUUUCCCUCUUACGGGUGACAUUGAGGGGUAAUUUUUAAAAAGUUCAGAGCAAUUCUGAUGAUGGACGGGUAGAAACAUUCCUCCCUUUAAUGUUAGGUAUAUAGAUAUGAAUGCCCAGAUUUUGCGGGACUUGUAUGCCCACUUAAUCAGCAUGACAAAUAAACUUUGCUUGGGCAAAUGAGACAGGUUAACUGGUGUGCCUAGGUUGUAGUCUCUAGGUAGUUUGUGAUCUGUCGCCUUCAGUGAUUCGUCAAUAAUCUGUUAUCUUUCAGUUCUUCACUAAUUGUGUAUCUUGUUAAACUAGGUGUCAGUUUUUUGUUGGAUGUCCGGAAGGGACUAAGAUGGCUCUUUCUAUGACUUGCAUGUAGAAAGAGCUCAUAAUUGUGAACUUAACCAAU